This is a messenger RNA of Cladocopium goreaui, 1643 nucleotides long. The record is from the annotation of a GenBank genome assembly. Lineage: Eukaryota; Dinophyceae; Suessiales; Symbiodiniaceae.
UGGUGCCAUGGCGGCUAAAACAAAGAGGACCACCAUGAUGCAGGCUACUCGUGGCUCGAUCAUGCCCAUUGCGGCAGAGAAGCGAGGAGCCGUUGCAGUCCAGGUUGGAGAUGCUGUGUUCGUGGGCGACCAGAAGCUGACGGGCGUCGUUCGCUUCAGCGGUGCCACGAAGUUCGCAGAGGGCGAUUGGCUGGGCAUCGAGCUGGACAAGAAAGUGGGAAAGAACAAUGGCAGUGUCCGGGGGGAAGUAUACUUUCAGUGUGCCCCAGAGCAUGGUAUCUUCGUCCGACCAACUGCGGUAAUGAAGAGAGGAGACGUAGCCACUGUUGCCAGUCCUCCGAGUCCCGCUGCUGGGGUCAUACCGCCCGGGAAAGAAGGUGCUGCAAUGCCCAGCUCUCCGACGGUCCCUGAGGCCAAAACCUCUGAAGCGAAAGCCAAGGAAACCAAGGCAUCAGAAGAGGUCGUCGCAUCAGACCGAGCGAAGGCACAGUUAGAUUUGGCCAUGGCCAUGGAAGACCAUGAUCUCAAUCGCAUCAAACGCUUCCUGCCCGUGGCGCAGAACUUGGGCGUGGCACCUGAGGAGAUCGCAGCCGCCCGAAAGCUCUUAGAGUACGAAACCCUGGUCGUAGCCAUCGAAGAUGUGAAGCGUUUGUAUGGCUCCAUUGCGAAGCUGACACAGAGGGUGGAAGAGCUUCAGAAAAAGUCACAGGCUCCAAUCCGACCUGCUUUGCUGCAGGAGUUGGAGAGACGACUUUGGAGCCGUGUUGAGCCGAAGUUGGCCAAAAUGCUGGAAGGUCGAGUCCUUUCCAAGGAUGCCACAGGCUCCACGGCAACAUCAAUGCCAAUAGGCCAGGGCAUCCUUUCAGCAGCUGCCACUACGCUGGUGGAAUAUGAAGCCAAGGAUACAUCAGUUUUCUCCAGUGCAGGGCGCAGACUUCUGGAGGCUGCCUCUCCAGGCGAAGAAGCAGAAUCUGAAUCCCCUCUCAAAAAGAUCGUGCGUGGCACUUUGCACGGAGUCUUCUCCGCUGCAGGGCGAAAACUCAUUGAGGAAAAGAAAUUUGAGGAGGUGGACAAGGAUGGCGAUGGGGUAAUCUCCCAAGCAGAGAUUACUGCGACUCUAGCCGAGAUGAAGAUUGAUGGCAAAGAAGUAGAAGAGGCUCAACAACAAAUCAUGCAGAUGGCGGACAAGGAUGGCGAUGGCGUUAUUUCGAAAGAAGAACUGGAUCAAGCAAAAGAAAAGGUUGUCUCACAAGAUCCAAAACUGCCUGUUGCUGAAGCUGCACCCCCCAAGGAUACUGUAGCGAAAGACUCAAAAGAAGAUGCUGAUGCUUCACAUUACCAACUGGUUCGAGGGACUCUUGCCAGUAUUCUUUCUGGUGCAGCGAAGCGCUUCGUCGAAACCAAGAGCUUUGAAGAGGUUGACAAGGAUGGAGACGGAGUGAUUUCCCAGCAAGAGAUAACUGCUUCGCUUACUGAAAUGCAAGUUGAUAGCAAGGAAGCAGAAGAAGCCAAACAGCAGAUCAUUUCCAUGGCUGACAAGGACGGAGAUGGUGUGAUAUCGAAGAAAGAGCUAGAUGAGGCAAAAGCGGUAGUUGCUGGUAGUUAACGUAGUGCAGAACAGUGUUGUCAUCCACUGGAUGGAG